Molecule: messenger RNA, 4903 nt
Organism: Mycetomoellerius zeteki
Lineage: Eukaryota; Metazoa; Arthropoda; Insecta; Hymenoptera; Formicidae
Gene: Acf
Product: ATP-dependent chromatin assembly factor large subunit
Exons: 14
Coding region: 19-4389 (1456 amino acids)
Biological process (GO): regulation of DNA-templated transcription; regulation of heterochromatin formation; chromatin remodeling
Cellular component (GO): nuclear chromosome; CHRAC
Molecular function (GO): protein binding; DNA binding
Source: RefSeq, a predicted model, not a curated record
GUCAUCGUCAUUGUCGAAAUGCCGCUGCUACGCAAACAGCCGUUUCAGCGGCUUCACGUCUCCUCGGACUUUAGGGACGACGACGAGGUGUACCACUGCGAGGUUACGAACGAGAUAUUCAAAAACUACAAUGAAUUUUGCGAGCGAAUUAUCUUGUGCAACUCCCUUAUAUGGUCGUGUAGCAUCACAGGUAAAACUAAUAUGACAUUUGAAGAAGCUUUACAAUGCGAAGAAAAUGCAAAGAAGAGCUUGAAAGAAUUUCCAAUGGAGCUGAGAAUCCCUAUACUAUACCUUGCUAGUAAAACAAAUAGGUCUUCUUUCAACGAGAUGAUUGAAGACGUUUACCAGUUUGCGAGAGAUCGCUAUUUUGUAGGAGAGAUGGUAGAGGCUAGCUUUACUGAAGAUGCUUGGUGUAAUUGUCACAUUCUUCAAGUUAUCGUACCUACAGAACAACAAGUUAAGGCAUAUAUGAAUGAAAAUGGCAGUCUACAAGAACAUUAUUAUCAUCCACCAGCGAAGUUAUUUCGCUAUGAAGUAGAACAAUUAGAUUCUGGAGAUUCUGACAUCAGUCAGAUUAUGAUAGUAGAAGCAUCUCAGGUCAGAAGACGAAAACAACAUUACAGUAGAGAUCGUAAUAAGAUAUUUCUUCGUCAACUCUCUGAACAAAAUGAUAGUGGUAUAUGGAUCGUCAAGGAAAGCGUUUUGGAAAAAUACGGAAUUGGCAAAGUACGUUUUGAUACCAUAUUUGCUGGAACACUCCCAGAUUUUACAGUACGUAUAAAGAAAUCCGUUAAGCAAAAACAAGAAUCUAUAGAUAAAUUUCUUACCUCGAAUGUAUCGAAAUCAAAAAUGGAGAAAGUGGAUCCUCUGAAAAAAAUGAAUGAUACUAGUGUGAAAAAAUAUCGGAAGCCAAGAAUGAAUGGUAAAUUCAAAGAAGAACUUAAAGCAAAAGCCUUGGAAGAGAAAGCGAAACGUAAAGAAGAAAGAGCGCUAAAAAGCGAGCAUAAAAAAGAGAGAAAACAAAAGUUAGCGGCUUUAGCUGCAUAUAUGAAACGAUGGAACAAACCAAGAGAAGACCUUGAGUGUGAAGAUCUUAGCCCCAUUCCUGAACCUAUUGUUAUUAAGUGCAACAUACCAAACGAGAAGUUUGGAGAUUUUGUUAUGAUAUCGGAAUUUCUUGAAUUUUUUAAUGAAGAAUUAGAGGUGCCUGUAUAUUUUUCGGGAGGUUUUAAUUUGGAAUUAUUAGAGAAGGCGUUAUUGACCAAAGAAGCAUCUGGUCCUUGGAGCGAUCUUUUGCAACUGUUAUUGUCAAAUAUAUUUAAAUACCAAGCUGGAGAAGAUAAUGAGAUUGAUGCGCAAGCAUCUACUUUAUUGGAUGACAUUAAUGCUUAUGAAGAUGCAUCAUCGAUGGCAAAAGCCAUUAAACUCGCUACAAUGGCUUCUAGAUGGUGCCCCACUUAUCAAGGAUGUAAAUUAUCAGAGCUCACAUUGGAUCAUGUAACUCUGAGUGAGAUUUUGAGACAACAUUUAUUAAGCUCUGGAGGACGUAUAAGCGAAGCCGCUUCAAAAUGGCGAUAUUCUCAAAAAGGUGGUUAUACAAAUUUUGAUGAACCAGCUCUCCUUUUGAGGCUACAUGAAGGCUAUCUUUUGCGAUUGUUAGGUCAUCGAAAUGUCUGCGAGCUUGAGUUAGACGACAAAAUAAAGGUCGUCAUAUGUUUGAUCAAUCAGUUGCUUACGUUCGCAUCAAUACGCGAUGUAAUUGAGGAGAGAUACGAUAAAUUGCAUCAAGCAAGAAGAGAAUUAAAGUUGUUCUUGCUUGCUGAACAGAAAAAAGAGAAGGAAGAGAAAGAAAAAAUGCGAGAACGCGAGAAGGAAGGAAAACUUGAGGAAGAAGAACCGAAACCGAAAAAGAUCACCCGUGGUAAUUACGAGGAAGAAAAGAAAAAAGAAGAAUAUGAAAAUAAACUAAAGGAAUUGCAACAAGCGUCAAGAGAUGACAAGAUGAUGAUUUAUUUGGGUGCAGAUAGAGCUCAUCGAAGAUAUUGGAGAUUUAUAUCUAUACCAGGAUUAUUUGUGGAAAAUGAUGAACGUUGGCCUGGAAAUUGUCUUGCUGAAGGUACUCCACAUCAUCCAGAGUUGCAAGACAAGGAAGCAACCUAUGCAUAUUUAAAAAAUAAAUUUGAGGAUGAGUUUAGUGACAAAGAAAAUAGUUUCAAAAAAUUAAAGAAAUCACCCAAGAAACUUCUAUCCAUGGAUAAAAAUGGUGUUAAAUCGCCACGGAAAGAAUCAAGUCCUCGAAAGGAAUUUAAACAAGAUCUCACCAACAUUAAAAGAAAUUUGGUACUAUGUACAGGAGAUAAAGAUUGUCCUGUUCAUUGCAAAAGAUCACCAAUAAAAUGGAGCUUUUACGGAAAUCAAAAGGACAUUCAAGCACUAAUAGAUAGUUUAAGUACAAGAGGUGUCAGGGAGAGUGAACUUAGAAAUAAUCUUUUACAAGAAAUGGAUAAUUUGCUACUCGUUAUUGAUGAAUGUCCUAAACAUAGACUAAAUCCUGAAGUUUUUUCAGAUUCCAAUAAAGGACAAGUCAGUAAAGCAGUUAAGAAAAAUAAAUAUGAAAACGCAAACUUAAACUUCCCUUCUGAUAUGCCUAUCGACGACGUAAUGGAAUUAACUUUGAGAGAUCAUAUUUUGGACUUUGAAGACAAAAUUAAUGCAGGUUGUCUAGGAUGCCUUAAAAUUAUUGAUCGUAUUGUCUGGAGAGAUGCGAUCAAUAAGAGAAGUUAUGACAAACAGUGUGACAAAUUAAUGUGUGCUGGUAGUGAGAUAGAUAUAGAUGCACCACCUAAUGCUCUUUUAGACAAGAUAAAGAACGAGUCUAAACAUAGUAGACCCGGUACCCCCGAUUCCGAGGUUGGAAGUAUUAGCAUAAAGACUUAUAAGGAUCCAGGAAUGUAUUUAGGUUUACCUGGUGACGAUGAAAUGAUGCUCGAUCAAAGGCAACAGGCGACUAUCAAACAAUUAGCUUGUUCCAUUUUGCAAUUAUCUCACGCUAUAGAACAGAGGUACUUACAGAGACCACUAGGGCCCGAUCAAAAGGACAAAAAAUGGUCGGGCGAGGAGGCACGAGAGAGAUGGGAACAAUCAUUGAUAGCAUCUACGAACUGGUCACAGUUGUUCGUUCACUUAAGUACUUUGCACAAUAGCGUCGCGUGGGAUAGAAGCGCGUUAAACGCUCAGUGUCGUAUAUGUCGAAGGCGUAGGGAUGCGGAGAACAUGUUGCUUUGCGAUGGGUGUAAUAGGGGACACCAUCUCUAUUGUCUGAAACCAAAACUUACUGCUGUACCAGCGGGAGAUUGGUUUUGUACAGCAUGCAGACCACCGGAGAUAAAACCCAAAGAAAAGACUCAAAAGCGGAAAAGAUUCGAGGAUGAGAUCGAAGAAGAGACGAUGUUAACCAAAGAGACGCGACAAAAUCGCGCAAAGCGCAUACCGUAUAGUGACGACGAGGGUGACCAAGAGGGUGACGAUGAAGAUGACGAAAGCGAAAAAGACAUAAAUAUACGAUUAGAAAACUUAUGUGCAUCUUGUAAAAAUGGUGGAAAAUUGAUUGCUUGUGACACAUGUCCAAAUCGUUUUCACUUAGAAUGCGUAGAACCGCCAUUGUCGAGAGCUCCUAGAGGCAGAUGGUCUUGCAUCAAAUGCAAAGAUAAAAAAAAGAACACGAUAAAAGUGAGGGGGUGUGAAAGAGAAAGAAACAAGGAGAGGCUGUGCGCAGCAGCAGCACGCUCUCGCAUCCAUGGCUUUGCUAAGAGCCUCCUCACUACUGAAUCUACAGACUGGGACGAUAGCAGUACAUCGGAUGACACUGAACCGAGACAAACACGGCGUGCGACUAAAAGAGCCGCCGAGAUUGAACAAGGAGAUAAGAAUUCCAUUAAGGGAUCUAUGAGUAGAUUGCAAGAAUUAUUGGCCGAAAUCUGGCAUCACAGAGAUUCGUGGCCAUUUUUAUCACCUGUUAGAAAGGACGAGGUUCCAGACUAUCACGAUAUCAUCUCCAAUCCAAUGGAUUUUGGAACUAUCAAGUACAAACUCGGAAACGGCGACUACGAGUCACUAGAUAAGUUCUUUAGCGAUUGCCAGUUGGUUUUUGAAAACUGUGGAUUGUACAACAAAGAACAUAGUACUGUCUACAAUUACGUAUAUAGUGCAGGGAUGCGAUUACGCAAGUACUUCGAGAAACGCUGCAAAGAAUUAGGCUUGAAUUUCGAUGACGGAUUUUUCCAAGAAGAAACUAGAAAGAUUAAGAGGCCAAGAUUGAGCAGCGAUGUCGAAGAAAAUGGUGCGUCGGAAAGCGAUGAUGACGAAAGAGAAGUGCAGAAGAAAAGAUAGAAGAAUAAAGAAGAUUAAAUACAUAUACAUUAUAUUUCAUUACGAUGCAUACUCAUGAAAUUUAAAUCUAGAGCCGCUCAUAUUUUAUAUAUUUUGAACUCAACAUAUAUGUGGACUUGUAUACCGAUAUUGAGCGGUUGAAAGAUUCUGUAUGUAGCUUGUAAAUUAUAUACUUCGAUCCUUUCAACAGAGUAAUAUAAAAUUAUACCGACAAAAAAAAUUGACGGAAUAGUACAAUUAUGAUGAAUUAUAAGAGUUUAUUUUACAUAAUCACUGAUGCAAAUGUACGAAAAAAAUUGUUUUUUUUCUACGGUCGAUUUCUUUGAGGCUUGUAAUAAAGACGUACACACAGUAUUAUUUGCAGGAAUACAUGUAGCCGCACAUACAUAUACUUUUAGAUGUAUCGCGCACUCACAGAACAUUUCAAAAUGAUGACAUACAGCUCAUUACUAAUUUAAACAAUAACAAUCUUAUUUUUAGACCGUACCAUAUGAGAAACACAAUUAAUAAUAGA